This is a messenger RNA of Lates calcarifer (barramundi perch), 1620 nucleotides long. RefSeq names its product transmembrane protein 223. The transcript has a single exon. Gene Ontology annotation, biological process: nervous system development. The coding region runs from base 681 to 1511 and encodes 276 amino acids. The record is from RefSeq and is a predicted model, not a curated record. Gene Ontology annotation, cellular component: mitochondrion. NCBI's taxonomy places the organism in Eukaryota, Metazoa, Chordata, Actinopteri, Centropomidae.
GUUCGCUUCCCAAAAUCUGCAUAUCUCUUACUAGUGAAGACAUGAAGAAAUACUUUUUUGAUCAAUAGACCUUAUUCACAGCAGACAUUUUACUUGUUAUGCAGCAGAAACACAGGAGUAACUACUUACAUUAAACUUGCCAUUGGCCAGCCUGCAUGAUGCAAGGGCUCUGAAACUGGCAAAACUAAAUGGUACACACUCAUCAUUAAUGUUAUUAAUUCCACAUGUGCUUCUUUACAAUGAAAUGUCAAAAAUUCUGCUGUGAAAAAAAACUGGUAAGCAUAAGGCUAAUGUCAAGGGUGAUGGAAUGAAACCAGGAAAGGGGAAAUUAAUUAUUCUGUAAAGAGGAAACAAAGUAGAGACCUUUUAAUUUGUUAUUUUCAAGGUCGUUGUUGUUUUUGUUAACACUGCAAAACAAGCUCAAUUUGCAUUAUUUGAAAUAUAACUUUGUUUUAGUGGUCGUACAGACGUAGCCUCACUCGUUUAAACUGUCGAUAAUUUUGACCGCCGCUACUUUCCGUAGUGUAACAGCAUACGUCACACAUAACAAGUAUGGCGGCGCUCUGUAGGACAGAGCUGUUGGGUGUUUUGGGAGAAAUACAGUAAAACUCUGUUUAUGACAACAAUAUCUAAACGUAAAUUGCUGCUGUUGAAAAUUUAAACUAUUAACACUGUGAAAUAUGGGAAUACAGCGUCUUCUGAGCGGGGCGCUGGAGUUUUACUCCAGACAGUUUCAACUCGUUAGCAUUCAGCACAAAGUCAGUGUCCUUCGAAACGUGUCCGUGUCGGUGCAGACUUCACCGAGCAGCGGCCUGUCCAACCGGGUUACAUGUGUUUCGGGACUGUGCAGCUGGAGAUUCGUCCACACAAGCCGCCGCUGUGCCGCUUACGGACAGCUGUCAGCCCGCCGCAGCCUCUGCACCUCCGUCUCCACCCGGCCCAUCAGCGAUAUCACCCUGUUCGAGCACGACGGGACCCGCUUCUUCCGGCUCCUCUCAGUCUUCUGUGGCGGGCAGUUUGUCUUCUGGACAUACCUGGCUCACUUCGCCUACACCGGGCUCAGAAACAUAGGGGGAAGCGAGAAGCAGACAGAGAAAGGGAAAGCCGUGGCGUCCACCACCACCACCGGGCUGGCUGGGAUGUGGAGUUUUGAGAUGAACCUGGGGUCAAACACCUGGAGGUAUGGCUUCACACUGGGAUGCCUGGUAAUAGGAGCGGGGAUAGUCGGGCUCGGGACUCUGUUUUGCCGUCGCUCUGUAAGCCAGCUGGUUUUACGUAGAGGGGGGAGGAUGGUGACAGUGUGCACACAGUCACCUUUUGGACCAGGCCGAGGCCGGAGAAUAACAGUCCCACUAUCCGAGGUGGCCUGUUACGCUCACCGACAGCAGACCCCCUCGUUCAUCCCUCUCAAGGUUAAAGGACACAAGUUCUACUUUCUCCUGGACAAAAACGGGACCCUGAACAACGCUAGGCUGUUUGAUGUUACUGUUGGGGCAUACCGGCAACUUUAAGUUGGGGUUCCCAAAACUGUUGGGCACCAGAAAUCAGUGGAAGAACUAUGUCAUGCCUGUUUCUGUUUGAUCAUUUCUCUUCACUGAAAUAAAAUAUACAAGAUCAAGA